Molecule: messenger RNA, 5004 nt
Organism: Larimichthys crocea (large yellow croaker)
Lineage: Eukaryota; Metazoa; Chordata; Actinopteri; Sciaenidae
Gene: hmbox1b
Product: homeobox containing 1 b
Exons: 10
Coding region: 321-1832 (503 amino acids)
Biological process (GO): positive regulation of DNA-templated transcription
Cellular component (GO): nucleus
Molecular function (GO): double-stranded telomeric DNA binding
Source: RefSeq, a predicted model, not a curated record
CCCCCCCCCUCCGCUCUCGUGUCAGGGAUUUGUAGUCUUUAGCGUAAAGAACGCAGCCGCGUGGUAGCGGCCUGUGCGAGAGCAAGACUACAGUUCCCUCAGAGCUACUCGGAGGUGUUAGUUGUCAAUAUGGCUGUUGUCAGACAGACAAAGCAGAGAGGCAAAUAAUUCGCCUCUGAUUAGAAAUCCUUGGAAAGGGGUCGGACAGGGCACAGUAAUCAAACUGCUUUAUUGUUCGGCUGCAGUAAAAAGACACCGCGGGUCUUUGCUCGAGUUCCAAAGUUAAAUGGUUAAGUGGACGAUUUGAACCGAGCAGCAGGAUGUCUGAGUUCAGUGAGGAGCCGCGCUUCACUAUUGAGCAGAUAGAUCUGCUGCAGCGGCUGCGUCGCACCGGCAUGACCAAGCAGGAGAUCCUGCACGCGCUCGACACUCUGGACCGGCUGGACCGGGAGCACGGCGACAAGUUCGGCCGCCGCACCUCUUCCUCUUCCUCCUCCUCCUCCUCUUACGGAGUAGGCGGGGCCAACAACAACUCUGCCUCUAAUACUACUACAUCAUUCAACAAUAACAACACUGCCUCGGCAACCACCACCUCUUCCGUGUCAUGCAACGGCAACAACAACAGCGGCGAGGCCGUCGUGGGCGAGCUCACGGCGACCGCCGCGUCUUCCACGACCUCCAAAAUCUCCACCGCCACGCAGACGCAGUUCGCCAGCGCAGGGGGACUCUCGCCCUCUCCCAGCAACAGCUACGAUACCUCCCCGCCUCCGGGGCCGCCUCCGCCUUCCGCCAUCUUGCCCUCACCGGUCUCACUGGUGGCUCUAUCUCAGAACGGCCGGGAUAGCCUGGCCGCUACACCCAACGGAAAGCUGUCUCCUCCAAGGUACCCGGUGAACAGCGCAGCCGCAGCGCGAGCGUUCGGGUUCGAAGCUACAGAAGAGGACCUGGAUAUCGACGACAAGGUGGAGGAGCUGUUGAGGAGGGACAGCAGCAUGGUGAAAGAGGAGAUCAAAGCGUUCCUGGGGAACAGGAGGAUCUCUCAGGCAGUGGUGGCACAAGUUACCGGCAUCAGCCAGAGCAGGAUCUCCCAUUGGCUGCUGCAGCACGGCUCUGACCUGAGCGAGCAGAAGAAGAGGGCCUUUUACCGCUGGUACACACUGGAGAAAACCACACCAGGUGCCACUCUAAACAUGCGGCCAGCUCCGUUACCUAUGGAGGAAAUGGAGUGGAGGCAAACCCCACCUCCCAUCACCACUGCCCCCGGAACCUUCCGCUUGCGUCGAGGAAGUCGCUUCACUUGGAGAAAAGAGUGCCUGGCCGUGAUGGAGAGCUACUUCAACGACAACCAGUACCCAGAUGAGGCCAAACGGGAGGAGAUAGCAAACGCCUGCAAUGCUGUUAUUCAGAAACCAGGGAAGAAGCUGUCCGAUCUGGAGAGGGUCACCUCCCUGAAAGUUUACAACUGGUUCGCCAACCGUCGCAAAGAGAUCAAGAGACGGGCUAACAUUGAAGCCACAAUCCUGGAGAGUCAUGGGAUAGACGUCCAGAGUCCAGGGGGACACUCCAACAGCGACGACAUCGAUGGAAACGACUUCUCAGAGCAGGCAUGUGACCUACCCUAUUUUGACAAGCGACCUCUCAGCCGACCUUUUGGCCUUUACCGACUGGAGCCCACCUCGCCAACACAGGAUGACAGCGCAGCGCACAGCGAGCACCAGGACCCCAUCUCUCUGGCUGUGGAGAUGGCUGCCGUCAACCACACCAUACUGGCCCUGUCCAGAACCGGAGGGGUCCCCAACGAUAUCAAGACGGAGUCCCUGGAGGACGAAUGAACUGCACAGGAACUGGGACGGAGGGAGCGGUUGAGAAGUGGGGGAAAGGGGAAGGAGGAGUAGAAAAGGUGGGGAAAGGGUGGGGGGGCUAAAAAACAAAAGAAAAAGAGACCAAAAUAAUUCUACUUAGUAAACUGAACCCCCCCUCCACCCUCCCACCAACUGUUCCUUCUCUCUCAGCUUCCCUCCUCCCACAAAGUCCAUGUAAACAGUAAUUACCCACUACCCCCACCUCCACCCUACCCAACAUAUUGACACAGCUGGCGGAAAUGGGUCACUAUACGUCCUCAGAUCUUUGUGAAAAAGUUCCACGGAAAGAAGAAAAGGGGGCGAUCCAAGCCCCUUAACCUCCAAAAACGGUGGUCCUCAACUGGGAUUGUCUCCAAGGAACCCCCCCCCCCCCUCUCUCUCCCCUCAAUACACUCUCUCCUCACAGGAUACCUCUUCUCUUUCCUCUUCCUCUUCCUUAUUGCCCUUCUCCUGCCUGGUUGUCUGAGCCGAUCCUCAGUCUAUCUCACCUCAGCGUCAACCUCAGAAAUAUAACGUGUACUGUAUAUAUAAUAUAUAUAUGGUUCUUAUGGUUCUCAGUCACACUCACCUCAUGGUGUGCUACCUACCUACCUACCUACCUACCUACAUAACCCUCAAAAUUCAACCUCUUCAUCGUGCAAUUCAUCGGAAGAGCCGCCUCAAGCCAUUGUCUGGGGAAAGAUGGAUGGCGAGAGUUUCCCUCUCUGGCACCGAGGCGCUAAGAAAGGAUACCGGCAGACGGAACUGUCCAGUCACUGUCUUCUACCCUCUAUAGUUAUCAUUCCUCAGCGGAGUGGCUUUUUGUUUUCCUACAGUAGAGCUGCUGUUGGAUGAAAACCUCUAAAAAGUCAGCUAAAAAAGAAGUAGCCUUAAUUUUCAUACAGACAACUACACCUUUUACUUUUUGCAGUAUACAGCAGGUUUUGAAGUUUGUUGUUUUUUCUCCCCCUGACAACGAGGAAGAACAAGAAACUUUUUAGUACGCUUAAAGAAUAAAAGAGGAUUAAUGUCAAGUCCAACAGCAGCAGCAGAGGUUUUAGUUCCUUCAGCUGCAUUUCCUUCCGUUUUUUAGCCCAAACGGCAACUGGAUAUACAAUCAUUUAGCUUCCCAGUGACACUAUCGUUAAGUACUCGAGGCUAUGAGAAUCAGUUUAGGGUCAAUGUGAUAAUCAAGCAAACUUAAGCUAUCUAAUAAGGGGAAAUUGUGCUUUGUUUAAAUGUCAUCCAUGCCAAAGGAAAAGCUAACAGGCUAAGCUAAGACUGAUCUGAAAAUGGUGUCCGCGUUCAUCCAAAGCGAUCCCUGCGGACUCCGUUUGGCGUCCACAGGUCGUUUCUCGCGCUCAGUGAAGCUUCUUGACGUGACACUACAGCAGGCCUGUGCCAGUAAAGAAUAGGUAUUAGCAGCCAGAUAUAUAAUGAUAAAAAUACCCCUAAGCUAUUUACUACUUGUUCUGUGACGCUGCCUCUUUAUAAUAGCCUAAAGAAUGUGCUUUCAGAAGAUUUUUUUAAUAUCAGUGGUAUCAAAUUAGACUAAAUCCACACUGGAAAUGGUUUUAGAAUAUCAGAACUUCGGAGGCAAGUUUUGUUUUUAUUUCAUCUAUAUAGCUUCAAAGGUAAAGGCACCACUUUGAAGGAAAUCAAAGAGGUUUAAAGCUGUAAUAUCUGAAAUCAUUUUCCACCUUUUUUUUGUCCCGGGUGGAACUUUUCCAAAACCAUAUCUAAUUGAAGAUCAUCAUAAUGUCAUAAGCAGAGACAAAGUCCUGUUUCUGGGGGCUUACUUAUUGUCAAGUAAUUAGUGCUAUUUUCAGUCUGAGACUGAAAUCUGACCUUCAGGUGAGAAAGUUAAAGUAAUAGUUUAGAUUUUCUGGGGGGAAAUCGACUUAUUGGCUCUUUUUGUCAAAAGUUAGAAGACUGAUAUCACUUUCACGCCUAUAUGUAAAUACGAAGCCAGGAGACAGUUAGGUUAGCACAAAGACUGAAACAGAAGGAAACUACGAGCAUGGCUCUGUCCAAAGGUCAACAAUCUUCUUACCAGCACGUCUGCAGCUCAUCUAUUAGCCUGCUACAUUCAGUUUUUAUUAAAGCCGUACAUAAAAAUGGAGUUUAAAAAACGUCAAUUUGACAGCUAGCUACAUACCGACACUAUUUUUGGCACAGCGAGUUCCUGUGUUCUUUUUAUACUUUUACAGGAGACAAAAUAUGUUAAUUAGUGAGCUUUUGAGGUGCCAGUAGAAAGACAUGUUGUCCUUUGGACAGCCCGGCUAGCUGUUUCCCUCUGCCAAAGCGAACUGUAGCUUCACAGUUAGCUUGCAGAAUACAACACAAACUGUCAUUUUUACCGUUCAUUGUUCGUAUGAAUUUGAAAUACAAGACACAAAGUGUUAAUUAGUGAGCUGUAGAAGUGUUUAUUACAUUUGGACUAUUAGCUAUUAGCUUUAUCUUAAGCUAACUGCCUCCAUGCUGUAGCUUCAUAUUUGGCGUACAGACAUCAAAGUGGUAUUAUUUUUCUCAACUAGAAAGCUAAUAAGUCUAUUCCCCAAAUUGUCAAACUCUUGCUUUUUAAAAAAAACAAACAAAACAAAAAAAAAACCUGCCUUCACGAUGGUUUUGGAGAAUUGGGAAAAUAUUCUACAAAGCAGGAUUAAACAAAGCAGUCGGCCACAAACUCUGAGACAGAAAUCUCGGUGUGAUUUCAGAUAUAGACAUUCAUGAUGUAUCCAAUAAUCCUGCUUGUAGAAUAGCUCCCAGCCCUGGGCUCUAGUCUAGUAAAGCUCUAUUUAAAUCUAUUGCUUCUGUGUGUACGAAGCUGCGAAUACAGUGACUCAGUCCUGGGACCUGUGUUUCACAAAAGAAAGGGUUGAAAGAUAAAAACAAUAUGUAUUUAUACUCAUUUUUUAUGGUAAUGUACAAAAAAAGAAUGACAUAUGUUUUGAAAUGAAACAUGCUUUUAUUGUUAAAUUAAUCAUGCUUUUUAAUUUCUCCUGACUUAUUUUUAUGUUAUCAUUUUAAACCAUUUUUUAUUUUUUUUUUAUUUUGUCAUCCCUUAUUUGACUGAACAACAGUCUCCCCCCUGUUUGUGUCUGAGAUAGUAAGCUAUUUUGUGAAAGAUGAAUGACGAUGCACCUUAUUUAAAAAAAAAAAA